CACACACAGCUAGCGGAGCAGACAAGCCGCAGACACACACACACACACACACACACAUCCUUCACUGUGUUUUAUUCUGAAACUCCUCUGCAGCCUUUAACAGCUGCUUCACACACCAGGAGGAACCAUAGGGAGCAACUAGCUGUCUGAUUCGAGGUGGAAAAAAGGAGAUGGAGCAAUUUAAAUUCCCCAAGGCAUCAUAAGAGGAUUCAGUGACUAAUGAGUUACUGUACACUGUAGGAGUCACAUUUAAGUGUUUCAUUUCUUUUUCAAAUUCGACCACUGAGGGUGUGUCUGGCUCGCUGCUACUACUACGGCAUGCAGGAUGGGCCAAACGCGCUCGGAUCUCUCGCACAGCACCGCCGCAGGCAGAGCCAAGUGGAAAACAGGAGGAACCACCGAGCGGCUCCGGGUCUGCAGGUUUAGGAGCGAGGAGAAGCGACGAGGCGAGCAGUUGAACAGGAAUCCGAUGAAAAAUAAAGUGUUAUCGUGCCUGGGAAGGAGAAAAAGAGACUCGAGCCAAACAGAAGCGGAUUUGGGGUGCGGAAACGGAGCCGGAGAUCCAGCGACGCGCCGCGACCACAGAGUAGGAAAGUUGCCGAGGGACGAGGUGGUGUCGGCGGCUGAGGAGCACCGAGCAUCCCCGGGGUGUUUUCAGACACCGUCCGGCCUCGAUGGUAGCACCGGAGCGAGCCAACACACCGUGAACCGGGAGGCAGCGGCGGGCUCCUCCGAUGCGUCCCGUUUGGGAACGCGGAGCGGUGAAGACAGCGGAGCGGGCUGCAAGGAGCCGGAACCCGGCAGAGAGGACAAUGCCUCGGAUCCCCCGCAGAGGGCCAUGGAAGACCAGCCGCUGGGGCCAAACCACCGGGACCGUGUUGUGACUGAGACUGGGGGAUUAACGAGUCCAGCCCCGGUGCUCAACUCUGACCCAGACUCGGUCUCCAGCGUGUCCCCGGAUCAACCUUUGGAUAGUGGACUACUGUCGGUCACCAGCGAUCACGCGGAGGAUAAAAUGACUAAAAGUGACGUGAGCACGGCGUCAUGUCGGCCCAAAGCGGCCGGGGAGCAAAACAAUUGUUGUCCGGUUGAAAGCGACUCUGAUCCGGCUCCUAAGGGGCCCCCGGGGGGCCAAAGUUACCCGGGAACCAUCCCCAAACUCAUCAUAACCAGAGACCCCAGCCCGACGCGCAGCCAGGGGACCCCGGCCCUGCUGAGCAGCGGGUCGUGUCUGGACCCUCACCUGGAUGAUGAGUCCCCCUGCUCGGACAGCGGCUGUGGAGGCUCCCCCGCGCUGAUGCGCUCCCCGAGGAAGCUGUCCAACUCCUCCUCCAUCGGCCUGUCCUCCGCCUCGUCCUUCGAGGAGUCCGAGGACGACUUCACCGGGAGCGACAUCGAGUCCAGUCUGUCCCCGGCCCGGUCUCUGUGCAGCCCAGAGGACGGGACAGGGAAUAAGUCGUGGCAGAAAUUGAAGACCAUGGUCCACUGGUCCCCCUUCGUCGUGUCCUUUAAGAAGCGUUACCCAUGGGUGCAGCUAGCUGGCCAUGCAGGUAACUUCCAGGCCGGAGAGUACGGACGCCUGUUGAAGAAGUACUGUGAGUGUGAGCAGCAGAGCCUCCAGCAGCUGAUGAAGGACUCUCUGCAGCCGUACGUGCCUGGUUAUUACGGCGUGGUGCAGAGAGACGAGCAGGACUACAACCUGAUGGACGACCUGCUGGCCGACUUCGACUCGCCCUCCAUCAUGGACUGUAAGAUGGGCAGCCGGACGUACUUGGAGGAGGAGCUGUUAAAAGCCAGAGAGCGUCCACGUUUGCGGAAGGACAUGUAUGAGAAGAUGGUGGCCGUGGACCCCGGGGCCCCCACAGAGCAGGAGAGGGCCCAGCAGGGGGUCCUCAAACCCAGAUACAUGCAGUGGAGGGAGACGCUCAGCUCCACCGCUACACUCGGCUUCCGCAUCGAAGGCAUUAAGAAAGCUGAUGGAACCUGUAACACCAACUUUAAGAAGACCAAGCACAGGGAGCAGGUGAUGCAGGCGCUGGAGGACUUUGUAGAUGGAAACACUCAGAUUCUGAAACUCCACCUGCAGCGGUUGGAGGAGCUUCGAUCAGUUCUGGAGCAGUCGCAGUUUUUCAGGUCACACGAGGUGGUGGGCAGCUCUCUGCUGUUCGUGCACGACGCCUCGGGGAAGGCCCGAGUUUGGAUGAUCGACUUUGGGAAGACGGUCCCCCUGCCGGGCCCUCGGACCCUGGACCACAGGACCCCCUGGGUGGAGGGCAACAGGGAGGACGGCUACCUGUGGGGGCUGGACAACCUGAUAGACAUCUUCAGCAGCAUGCUCCCACAGGCACCCUGAGGAGAUCAGAGAGAAGGAUGAAACAUUUGUCCAGAUGAGAAGAGAAGGAUAGAUUACACAAACUGAGACUCAGAGGAAGGAUCAGAAGAUGGCUUCCGGUUUGAUUCUCAUAACCCACGCCAUCAUUCAAGUGUCUUUAUCCCAUUGUACCUGUGUGAGAAGAAGAAGAGGGGAAAAGCGCAGGAUUGCAAAGUGGAAUAUGCCAAAGCACGACUUCAUGCAUUACGCUGCAUUCAUGGAACCUGGGACAGAUGAGCUGCAAUGAGCUGUAGGAAGAGAAACGAGGAGGACUGAAUGCAGAAACGUCACAUUUGUCUCAUGUGUCUUUUUCUGCAGAGACACAUUUAGCUCCUCUCCCUCCUGAACAGCUCCCUCUGGUGGUUGGAGUUGCACACAGCACUCUCACAACCUGAUCCAGAGGAAUGAAACCUUUUCACGCAGCCUUCGAGGAGCGUCGGUUAACAGGAGUUGGUUUUUUGUCACGGACCACUUUUGAUGUUUAAGUAUGCGGUAACACUAAGACACUGGUCAGACCACGUGUUAACUAACUCAGUGUGUAAAUACAAUUUUAUUUAAUUUUUUUUGGCCUUGAUAUAACCUCCUUACCUUGUUUGUACAAUUUCUGUGCCUAGCGUUUUUAAAGAGCUGUUUGAUCAUUCCAGUAUGGAAGCCCAUUCCCGCCAAUGUGAUUAAAACACGUAAAAUCAUUAUAAUGAGAAACUUUAACCAACUAGUGACUUAGUAUCUCAAGUCAAGUCAUCAAGUUAUGACUUAUAUCUGGAAAUAAAUACAUUUCUUGAAAAAUUGACUUUGUAUUUCAUAAUAAUAAUAGCUAAAUUCUCAAAAUAAUCAGAAAAUCUCUCAAAAAAUGUGUACUUUUUGAGAAGGUUUCUAUUUUAUUUGUGAUACUAACUUUUUGGGGGGGGUGGAAAGUUUCUCAUAAAUACUUACAGGUAUUUUUUUCAUCACAAAGCUAAAUUUUCAUCUUGUCUUUUACUGGUGGAAAUCUGUGAAAAUGUAAUAUAUUCACUUGAGAAAGAAAAAAAAAAAAGCACUGUUUUUCUGAAUUAAAAAGAAUUAUCUCAGGAGAUAAUUAUCUCAGAAUUAGAAGUUUAUCAGAAAAACUAAAGCAGAUUUUUUUUGCUCGAAAAUUCUGCUGUUUUUCUUCCUUUUCUCAUUACUUCAGAAAAACAGACAGAUAUUUUUCCCUGACGUGAAUACAUUACGCUUCUGCAGAAAUGGGCUUCCAUAUUCCAGUGCAGUGGACUCCUGCUAUUUUUCUUCCAAAGAGUUCACCCAAGUGGAAACUGAUUUACAAUAUAAUCCUAAAGUUUGCAGAAAAGUGUUUUCUAAAUUUGGAUUUUUGUAAGAUAAUGCAGUGAAAGUUUUUUUCUCAUUGAACUGUGCAGUCAGCAGCUUGGCGGCCAUGUUUGUCUGGAAUUUGUUGCACUAUGGAUCCUCACAAAGCCAUUGAACAAAUCGAGCUUAAGUCUUAAGAUGGGAGUAAAGCUUUAAGGGUUUACAGAAUCAGACGUUAAGAAGUUUAACAUGAAUUUAAUUUGUUAUCUGUACAGUUUUACAGCAGAGCGGUGAUGUGAAAGGGUGAAAUGAAACUGGAAUUACCUGAUUAAACUGAUAAGUCUGUUUGUGAGGUUUCACUCAUGUAUCAGCUCACACAUGAUCCUCCAACUGGAAGUUUUGUGUCUUAUGAUUCAGCAGAUGACGCAUAAUCGAAUACAAAAAUGCCACUUUGCUGAAAAUGUAAUUUAGCUACACUAAACACGAGGUUUGUGGGUUGAACUUUUGUAUGCAAGAUGGAGAGUUUACAAAGAAACCUUGUUUUAUUUGGAUUUUAAGUCAGUGCUCCGACUAAAUCUGUCUGUAGGCAGACGGUCAGUGAACGCACCAGUCAAGACGCCUUCAGCAGCGUCAGGCAGCAAACUUAUGACUUCAUGAAAUUGGAAUUCAAAUUCAGGAAUUCAAUUUUUCCACUUCCUGAAAAGUAAACAUGCUGGGACAGAGGUUUAGUGUUUACAAAGUAUUAUAUAUUUACCCACAAAUUAUCUAUAUUUGUUUAAAAAAAAAGAGAAAAAAAAGGAAAAAAAGGCAAACUUUCAGGUUUUAAACCCGGGUGCUGCUUUGUAAGCAAGAAAACUGGAUUCAUAACAUUUUGUAUUUUUAAAGGCAGCGUGUUUUAAAGUCGCAAAGCACAGACAGACUGGUGAAAACUGAUAUUAAUUUCUCCCUGCUUUGUCCAGCUCAUGGAUUGCAAUAAACUGGAAAUAAGAGUU
Molecule: messenger RNA, 4644 nt
Organism: Centropristis striata (black sea bass)
Lineage: Eukaryota; Metazoa; Chordata; Actinopteri; Perciformes; Serranidae
Gene: itpkcb
Product: inositol-trisphosphate 3-kinase Cb
Exons: 8
Coding region: 326-2353 (675 amino acids)
Biological process (GO): inositol phosphate biosynthetic process
Cellular component (GO): cytoplasm; nucleus
Molecular function (GO): inositol tetrakisphosphate kinase activity; inositol-1,4,5-trisphosphate 3-kinase activity
Source: RefSeq, a predicted model, not a curated record